Conger conger (European conger) is the source of this 4636-nucleotide messenger RNA. Its product is annotated as ras GTPase-activating protein 1-like. Gene Ontology annotation, biological process: regulation of GTPase activity. Gene Ontology annotation, molecular function: protein binding. The record is from RefSeq and is a predicted model, not a curated record. Lineage: Eukaryota; Metazoa; Chordata; Actinopteri; Anguilliformes; Congridae. The transcript has 25 exons. Bases 652 to 3786 code for a protein of 1044 amino acids.
CCAGGCCUGCGCGUGAGCGAGCACGCGCUCCGACAGGACAGGACAGGACAGGACUGGACUAAAGAGAGUGAGCAGCGGCAGCAGAAAGAAACCAGCCAUGUAAUCAACAAAGAGAAUUUAACUUGCGCAAGAAAGAAAUACUGCAGUUUUUAUACCCGGCGGGCUAAUAAGGACAGAUUGGUUGUACCGAAGAAUCUCAACGUAACAGCGUGACACUGCCGGAAAGUACAUAGCUAACGUUAGCUACGCUUGGAACUCACCAAGGAAAAAAAACAGGAGCGCAUACUGACAAUAAACACACUCCCCGUCUAGUGGGUUGCUAGAGAGAAACUGACAAAAAUAAGGAAAUACAACCGUUAUCAAUCUCCUAUUGUGGUAUUUCAGAUAAACUAGCCACUUUGCAUAUGUUUUCUUAGAACUCAGGAGGGACAAUGAAAACUUGAAACUCUUUCGACGUUGCUUACUGCUAGCUAGCUAAAGAGCUAGCGAGCGUAGCUUUUUCGUAGUUUUGAAUACUGCGAGGAGUAGCUAGCUAGCCGUGUUGUUUUCCAAGUUUUUGCUGUUCUUUGUUUUUCUCCAAGAGGGUGUCUAAAACUGGAGGGGAAGGGAGGGUUCCCUUCUUAAUUUCCCCCUUUUACGUUUUUAAGCAAAAUGAUGGCCGCGGACGACGGCAGUGAGGAGACGGGUUCGGUUUCGGCGGGGACAGGACUUGAAGGCGGAGGAGGCCCCGAGACGGCCCAUUUUCCGUUCUCUACCAAGCCGAGGUUGCGGGUCAUUGAUUCCGGCCAGGGGGCAGCUCAAAACCUCCGCCACUCACCGGACACGUCCCCGGACACACUCUCAGAUAUACUAUUGUCUUCGGUGACUGGAGGGGAUCUACCGGGAUCAGCUCUGUCCGCAGCUGGGAGUGGCAGUAGUGGUGGGCACGCUGCGUUUGGGACAAGCUCUGGAACUGGGAGUGGAGCGUCCCUCUCCCCUUCGGAGGGAUUGGCCAGUCGGAUGUCGCCCACCUCCGGGAGUCCGGACGGGACUAGUGGCUUCCCCCCAUUGCCACUGCCUCCACUGCCCCCUAUUUGCGGGACCCUUGGCACGGUGGACGAAAGCGAUGCGUUGGAUGGACAGGAAUACGAAGAAGAGGAGGUGGCUUUUCCACUUACCGCACCGCCCACGAAUCAGUGGUAUCACGGCAAGCUGGACCGCACCAUCGCCGAGGAGCGUCUGCGGCAGGCCAGGACGCCGGGCAGCUACCUCAUCAGGGAGAGCGACCGGAGGCCCGGCUCCUUCGUGCUGUCCUUCCUCAGCAUGACCAGCAUGGUCAACCACUUCAGGAUAAUUGCGAUGUGCGGGGACUAUUACAUCGGCGGACGGCGCUUCUCGUCCCUGUCGGACCUGAUCGGUUACUACAGCUACGUGUCCUGUCUGCUGAAGGGGGAGAAGCUGCUGUCGCCCGUGGCUCCUCCAGAGCCCGUAGAGGACCGGAGGAGGGUCCGGGCCAUUCUCCCGUACACCAAAGUGCCCGACACGGACGAGAUCAGUUUUCUGAAAGGGGACAUGUUCAUUGUUCACAACGAGCUGGAAGAUGGCUGGAUGUGGGUGACCAACGUUCGGACGGAGGAGCAGGGUCUGAUUGUGGAGGACCUGGUGGAGGAGGUGGGAAGAGAAGAGGAUCCACACGAGGGGAAAGUGUGGUAUCAUGGGAAGAUCAACAAGCAGGAAGCGUACAACCUGCUGAUGACAGUUGGGCAGGUCAGCAGUUUUCUGGUCAGGCCGUCAGACAGCACGCCCGGAGACUACUCCCUCUUCUUCCGCACCAGCGAGAACAUCCAGCGCUUUAAGAUAUGCCCCACUCCCAACAACCAGUUCAUGAUGGGAGGGAGGUACUAUAACAGUAUUGAUGAUAUCAUCGACCAUUACAAAAAGGAACAAAUUGUAGAGGGGUAUAACUUGAAAGAUGCAGUAUCAAUCCAGCACCAGGAACAAGUACUGUCCGACGUGGUGGAUGGGAGAGAAAUCUAUAACACUAUCCGACGGAAAACGAAAGACGCGUUCUACAAAAACAUCGUCAAAAAAGGCUACCUCCUAUUUAACAAAGGUAAAGGAAAGCGGUGGAAAAGCCUGUACUUCAUCCUGGAGGGGAACGACGCCCAGCUCAUCUACUUCGAGAGCGAGAAGCGCGCCACCAAGCCCAAGGGUCUGAUCGACCUGAGCGUGUGCUCCGUGUACGGCGUCCAUGACAGCAUGUUUGGCAGGCCAAACUGUUUCCAGAUUGUAGUUCAGCACUUUAGCGAGGAGCAGUACAUCUUCUACUUCGCUGGAGAGACUCCAGAGCAGGCUCAGGACUGGAUGAAGUGCCUGCAGACCUUCUGCAGUAACCUGAGGAAGCCCACUCAGCCGUCCUCAAACAAACGCCUUCGUCAGGUCAGCAGCUUAGUCCUGAAUGUGGAGGAGGCCCACAAGCUCCCAGGAAAACAUUUCACCCACCCCUACUGCAACAUCUACCUGAACAGCGUGCAGGUGGCCAAGACCCACCCCAGAGAAGGCCAGAACCCCGUGUGGACUGAGGAGUUUAUCUUUGACGACCUGUCCAGUGAAAUAAACCGGUUUGAAAUCAGCCUGAGCAACAAGACCAAGAAGAGCAAAGAGAGCGAUAUCUUGUUCAUGAGGUGCCAGCUGAACCGGCUGCAGAGGGGACAGAUGAUAGACGAGUGGUUCCCCCUCAGCUCCCACGUCCCCCUGAAGGGCAUCGAGCCCGGCUCGCUGCGGGUACGGGCGCGCUACUCCAUGGAGAAGAUCAUGCCCGAGGAGGAGUACAGCGAGUUCAAGGAGCUUGUCCUGCUGAGGGAGUUCCACGUGAUCUACGCUCUGGCCCACGUGUGCGGACAGGACCGCACCCUGCUGGCCAGCAUCCUGCUCCGAAUCUUCCGGCACGAGACGGUGGAAGCGCCCCUGCUGAGGACUCUGAACGACCGGGAGAUCAGCAUGGAGGACGAGGCCACCACGCUGUUCCGCGCCACCACCCUGGCCAGCACGCUGAUGGAGCAGUACAUGAAGGCCACGGCCACGCCCUUCGUCCACCACGCCCUCAAAGACUCCAUCCUCAAGAUCAUGGAGUGCAAGCAGUCGUGCGAGCUGAAUCCUUCCAAACUGGAGAAGAAUGAAGACGUGAGCUUGAAUCUGGCACAUCUCCUCAACAUCCUGUCAGAGCUGGUGGAAAAGAUAUUCAUGGCUGCAGAGAUUCUUCCGCCGACAUUGAGGUUCAUUUAUGGAUGUUUACAGAAGUCCGUGCAGCAGAAGUGGCCCAGAAACACCACUAUGAGGACUAGAGUUGUGAGUGGCUUUGUCUUCCUGCGUCUGAUCUGCCCUGCGAUCCUCAACCCACGAAUGUUCAACAUAAUCGCUGAUCCCCCAUCCUCUACAGCUGCACGGACGCUCACACUCGUUGCCAAGUCUGUCCAGAACCUGGCAAACCUGGUGGAGUUCGGUGCCAAGGAGCCCUACAUGGAAGGGGUUAAUCCUUUCAUCAAGAACAACAAGCACCGAAUGAUCAUGUUUUUAGAUGAACUGGGGAACGUCCCGGAUCUUCCAGACACUACAGAGCACUUUAGAACUGAUCUGUCCCGUGACCUCGCCGCCCUGCACGAGAUCUGUGUCAGCCACUCAGACGAGCUCCGCACCCUGAGCAACGACCGGGGAGCGCAGCAGCACGUCCUGAAAAAGCUCUUGGCCAUCACAGAACUCCUCCAGCAGAAACAGGUUCACUAUGCCAUGUCCAACAGCAACAGGUAGUUAGCCUUUCCACGGAGUCUCUCACGGGAUCCAGCAUGUUCCGCCAUCCAUCACCACGGCAACCCGAGUCAGCCCCCUCCCUCCAUCCAUCCCCCUCCAUCCCCCUCCAUCUCCCAGCGCCUGUCUGUCAUGUCCUCUGUGCCGUGCGUGCCACCAAUCCUUCUGCGGCGCCCGCGCAGAAGCCCCGCCUCCCAGGGGGGGUGAGAUCGGGCUGCUGAUGGGGGCUCAGUCCCGGGUGAGCGGCCCUUCCGUUCCUCAUCUCCCCCGCUCCCGAGAAGACCGGGUGCCAAAGUAUCCGUCUGUCUGCGCCACACAUGGAUAGUCCCCCAAUAAGAAGAGGCGACACUGACCACUCUUAUAACUGGAUAACGGGGUGCCAUGCUUUUUUUUACUGUAAUCUGUGACUGAUUUGUUUUAUGGUUAUGACAAUAUACACAAAAGUGCUGAAAAACCCAUCUUUCCUGUCUAAUUGUAUGUAGUAUUUUGUUCCGACUUUGCAGUAUGUAGGAAAGAUUUGUUGCAGAAAGGAGGAAAAGAAAGGUUAUUUUAUACCAGAAUAUCAAUUCUCCUGGCUGGAAUCAUGAGCAUAAAAUUGAGACAUUAAGGUUUGUUUUUUUUUUUCCCUUUUUUUAAUUCUACCAUUAAUUCUGUUUUUGAUUGUUUGCCGUUUGGUUCAGUCUUCCUUGAAACUUCUCAGUACCAGACAAGACACAUAAUCAAUGGAGAAAAAAAAAAAAAAAAGAAACGAAAUAAAGAAGCUAAGUCCAGUGUUUUCAGCCAUAAAAGUUUUUGAAUAAAACAAAUUGUAUCAGGAAUGCAUGCACUUAUUAAAUCCUUUUUGUAAAGUACA